Messenger RNA from Pelobates fuscus (common spadefoot toad), 1920 nucleotides. RefSeq names its product F-box protein 32 (gene FBXO32). The record is from RefSeq and is a predicted model, not a curated record. Gene Ontology annotation, molecular function: protein binding. Lineage: Eukaryota; Metazoa; Chordata; Amphibia; Anura; Pelobatidae. Bases 164 to 1225 code for a protein of 353 amino acids. The transcript has 9 exons. Gene Ontology annotation, cellular component: SCF ubiquitin ligase complex; cytoplasm; nucleus. Gene Ontology annotation, biological process: protein ubiquitination.
GCAGCAAGGCUUAUUUCCGGCAACAAAGGGAGGCAGCUAUAAAUAAUGGAGCAGUGACACAGAUCAGACAGACAAACAACAAAGACCUGAAAGUGAACAAGCAGAGACCUGUCUGAUCCCGUGACUGUGCAUUCACCUCUUUAUCUCAAAUCCUGUCACCACCAUGCCUUUCCUAGGGCAAGACUGGAGGUCCCCUGGCCAGAACUGGGUGAAAACAGGGGAUGGCUGGAAAAGGUUUUUGGAUGAACAAAGUAAUUUUGUCAGUGACAUCAACAGCUACUGCAAUGUGGAACUCAAUAAAGAAAACCUUUACAAUAAUCUGAAUUAUGACUUUGCUGCCAAGAAAAGAAGAAAGGACUGUUUAAACAACAACACAAAGAUACAAUAUCAACACCAGGAAAAAUGGAUCUAUGUGCAUAAGGGAAGUACUAAAGAGCGUCAUGGUUACUGUACACUUGGUGAAGCUUUCAAUCGAUUAGAUUUUUCGAGUGCAAUUCAGGAUUCCAGAAGAUUUAACUAUGUUGUCAGAUUGCUGGAGUUGAUUGCAAAGUCCCAGCUCACCUCGUUAAGUGGAAUCGCCCAAAAGAAUUAUAUGAAUAUUUUGGAAAAAGUGGUUCAAAAAGUUCUGAAGGAUCAGCAGAACAUCCGCCUGAUCAAGGAGCUGCUGCAGACUCUCUACUCGUCAUUGUGUACUCUGGUCCAAAGGAUGGGCAAAUCUGUGCUGGUGGGAAACAUUAACUUCUGGGUGUACAGAAUGGAAACCAUUGUAAACUGGCAGCAACAACUGAACAACAUCCAGAUCACCACGCCUGCUGCUAAGGGAAUGACUUUGACCGACUUGCCCUUAUGUCUUCAACUGAACAUCAUGCAGAGGUUAACAGAUGGGCGCGAUAUUGCAUGUCUUGGUCAGGUGUCAUCGGAAUUGAGGGUACUCGGUGAUGACCGCCUGCUGUGGAAAAAGCUGUGCCAGUAUCAUUUUACAGAAAGACAGAUUCGGAAACGAAUAAUAUUGUCUGAUAAGGGGCAGCUGGACUGGAAAAACAUGUAUUUUAAGUUGGUGCGGUGUUACCCAAGGAGAGAACAGUAUGCCAAUACCCUUCAGCUCUGUCGACAUUGUCACAUCCUGUGCUGGAAGGGUACAGAACACCCGUGCACUGCAAAUAAUCCGGAGAGUUUCCUGGUUUCUCUCUCUCCGCAGGAUUUUAUCAACUUGUUUAGGUUCUAAACUUGAUGGAUCUCCUCUUGUGUGGUACUACAUUGGAUUCCUGUGGAUAUACUUUUUCUAGGCUGAUCUUGUUGAUUUUGUAAAUCUUGUAAAUUUCACUAUUGACUUAACUUCUUCAAGAUCAUGCCAUGGUAUGAUCCUUGAGAAGGUUGGCCAUUGAUAGAAGCAUCUGUUGGUGGAAACUUUCUCGAAGAGCACUUGAUGGACAGAAGGCCCUUUUGUGCCAACAAUUGAAGGACAAAGCAUGUGGAAAUAACACAAAAUUUGUGGAUUUUCUAAAAGUGGAUGUUCACCUGGAGUGCAACUUGAUUAGUUAAUUUCAUCAUCGAUAUAGGUUAUUUAUCGAUUUUUAAAGGGACAAAACUUCUCAAGUCUACCUAUUCUUUAAGACACCAUCUACUCCGGUUGACUUUUUUUUUUUCUUAUCUUAUACUCCUAAGUACUUUUAACUGUAGACUUUCUCUUUAUACCGCACUCAUUUCUACCUCUCACUCAGAAAACUAUUAAUUUUAGUCAAAUCUGCCAUAUCUGUAUUUUACUUAGUAGUUUAAGUUACAGAACAAAUCACUUGCACAGAAAUUUAAAUUUUACAUCUGCUUACUUAGAACAAUUCCUUUCUGUGUGGUACUCCUGUGCAAAUAUCUGCAUCAGUGAAGAUGUGGUCCACAACAUCUGGAGUGCCAAAGGUUGCCUAC